AGGCCUGCUGAAGAGUGACGUCACUGCGCACAUGCGUAUGAGCGGUGGGCGGAGCGUCUCCAGUCGGUCAGGAAGAGGCGAAAGGCGGACACAGAAAACAUCAAGCGAUGGCAGCCAUCAGGAAGAAGCUGGUGAUCGUCGGGGAUGGUGCGUGUGGGAAAACCUGUCUGCUCAUCGUCUUCAGCAAGGACCAGUUCCCGGAGGUCUACGUCCCCACGGUGUUCGAGAACUAUGUGGCAGACAUUGAAGUCGAUGGGAAACAGGUUGAAUUAGCACUUUGGGAUACAGCGGGACAGGAAGACUAUGACAGACUGAGGCCUCUCUCCUACCCUGACACUGAUGUUAUUCUCAUGUGCUUCUCCGUAGACAGCCCUGACAGUUUAGAAAAUAUUCCAGAAAAAUGGACCCCGGAAGUAAAACACUUCUGUCCAAAUGUUCCCAUCAUCCUGGUGGGCAAUAAAAAAGACCUGCGCAAUGACGAGCACACCAGACGAGAGCUUGCCAAAAUGAAACAGGAACCAGUUAAAUAUGAAGAUGGAAAAGAGAUGGCAGCCCGCAUCAGUGCCUAUGGCUACCAGGAGUGCUCCGCCAAAACCAAAGAUGGUGUGAGAGAAGUCUUUGAGAUGGCAACUCGAGCAGCACUGCAGGCCAAGAAACGCGGCAAGAAGUCCACCUGUCUCCUUCUAUAGGCUCGUGGAGAAGAGGAAGGGGCCACCCUCAAGCAUAGACGGAGAGGGUGGCUUCCGAUGAGAUUUGAUACAGGGGAGAAUAUUGGCCCAGCAAAGUUUUGCAGAUGCUCAAUUUGUGAUCUACCAAUUAUCCUCAGCAAAUUAAAAGCAGGUCUGAAAUUGCUAGGCUUCUACACACUGGUCCUUCGUCUAUACAUUAGGUUAUGUGCCAUUUUGCUUGCAUCUAUCCAAAACUUUCAGAUCUAGGGUUCUUUUAAGGCAGGUUGUGGGGGGGGCAGGGGGGCGGUUUGAAGUUGAGUAGAUGUAAUCGGGUUGAAAUAUGCCAUGAUGGGAAUGAAGAGAGAAAAGGUCCUUACCAGGCCAAAGACAAUGGGGACAUGGGACUGGGGGGGGGCAAGACAUUAAUAUGAAAUAGUUUUGAAUUAAGACCAUGCGUAAGUGGAUUUUACACAGUAUCGCCUACAUGUAGUGCCUUGAGAGCAGUGGUCAAGAAGAGCAAGUUAUUGGGUAGGGAUUAAUAACUUGGAUGGGGUGUUAUAAUGUAAUUUGUAGUGUCCACACUUCACGUUUUCCCCUGUCAUUGACUCGGCUCCUUCAGGCCCAUAUUCUGACUCAGGCACUAUGCAGGGGUAUGCCUAAACCAGAUUGUAUAAGAUAUUUUCCCCUACUGAAAUAUUGAAAUACUUACCUGAACUUAAGUGUGUGUGUGUGAGUGUGUGUGCGUGUGUGUGCAGCAGUAUGGUGGUUCGUUUUUUCCCGUGCAGGUCUGCAUGUGGUGAAUGUGUGUAUAUUUGUGCAAGUGUGUAUUAACAUACUGUAUGUGUCUACGUACUGUAUGCAUGGGAAAAGCCUUCUGCGUCACUGACCUAACCCCUUGUUUCCAUGCCAAAGUUACCCCCUGAUGGCCACAUUUUAUGGCUCAGACGGGUAAUGGAAUCAACAGCUACUCAGAGUGACAUAGAAACCUUCACUUUACUGGAAGACAUUGUACUAUAGCUUGAGGCACAAUCAGGUUAAACAAUAUUAUGAGUUAUUAGGACCUUUUUGUGUACACCAGAGAGUCAUUUGAUUGUGUUGAUCAGUGGGUCAAAUCACGAGUGGUGUAGACGAUACGUUGAAUAUUCUUUCAUAUAGAUGGUAGGGUUAUCUUAUUACUAUUAUGUCCAUUAUGUACUGUAUGUCUUACAAGGCCUUGUAAGGACAUGUUAAUGAUGUGUAUUUCAAGUUUGCCUUUUACUCCACUCUCCCAUAGUCCCUUUUUAUGAUAUUGUCAUUAUUGUACUAUAACUUUUUAUCAUUGUCUCUAAUUUUCUUAUGUUUUUUAAUCAUUCUACUUAAUCCUGUGAUGAUCAUCUUAUGUCAGUUAAAUUGAUCAAUUGUAACCUUAGUAUUAUUCAUUUAAUUAAUUGAAGGUCAAGCUUGGGGUGCAAGGUUGGAUGGUUUUGGGGGUGGGCUGCUAGAAGUUUUUUUUGUACUGUGACAUAUUGGGAUUUCUGGAUUUCUUUUUCCAAAUAAAGUUGGUAUUAGGGUU
Molecule: messenger RNA, 2220 nt
Organism: Scophthalmus maximus (turbot)
Lineage: Eukaryota; Metazoa; Chordata; Actinopteri; Pleuronectiformes; Scophthalmidae
Product: rho-related GTP-binding protein RhoA-C-like
Exons: 5
Coding region: 108-689 (193 amino acids)
Biological process (GO): cell migration; stress fiber assembly; small GTPase-mediated signal transduction
Cellular component (GO): dendritic spine; cleavage furrow
Molecular function (GO): GTPase activity; GTP binding
Source: RefSeq, a predicted model, not a curated record